Dreissena polymorpha is the source of this 4300-nucleotide messenger RNA. RefSeq names its product ubiquitin carboxyl-terminal hydrolase 38-like. The transcript is spliced from 8 exons. The coding region runs from base 906 to 3827 and encodes 973 amino acids. Gene Ontology annotation, molecular function: cysteine-type endopeptidase activity; cysteine-type deubiquitinase activity. Gene Ontology annotation, cellular component: cytosol; nucleus. The record is from RefSeq and is a predicted model, not a curated record. Gene Ontology annotation, biological process: protein deubiquitination. NCBI's taxonomy places the organism in Eukaryota, Metazoa, Mollusca, Bivalvia, Myida, Dreissenidae.
UACCCACGGUAUUAGGGGGAUGUUUAUGCAUCCACAAGUUUAAAGAGUUUUCUACUAAAUUCUCAUAGGUGUUUAAAUGGAGUAAAUAAUGUGCUUUAAAAAUGGCCUUAAGCUUGGAGUAAAUCACAUGUUGCUAAAAUCGUCCACCCAAAACAGAAACCUGGCUAGAAAGGGUGGUUUCGCACUGUAGGCUGGUGGAGAAAAGGUUCUGUCAAAAGUUUAAAUUGUGGUGUGGAUAAGUGUCAACUAUUAUCAUGCCUUGGUAUCUUACCACAUGACCAGGGAUGGAUCCUAGAGUUAAGGUUUAGUGGUGUUGUCUUGCGUGACAGACUGGGAAUGACAUUUAAAUAAAGCGUCUGCUUAAAGAUAAAGUUUAGUUAUGAGUCUUAUAUGAUGUUUUUGAUGUUAAAUGGCAUGUAUCACUGCAAGACUGAGUUGUUAAAUUAAUAAAUGGUAACACUAAUGUCUACAAUGUGUUAUCCAUAUUUUAAUGAAUGAAUAGUAUAUACAGAUUGUGAUCAGGAUAGUACAUGUACCGGUAUGCAUCAUACCAAGGAUGGAAGCUGAAAACUGAAUAAUCAGUAUAAUUAAAAAACUAUUGUUGUGUAACAUCCUGAAACUGAGUAGAAAAAGAUGGAUUAUGUUGUUUCUGUGUGGAAAGUUAGUCACCAGUCGAUUGCAAAAUAGACUACCUUCCUACAUUUGGUUCUGUUUGAAUGAACUUUAUUAUAGCUUAUGAAUACCAACGACCAUAAAACCUUUAUGGAUAAUACUUCUUUUGCGGAAUGUCGAGGACAUGAUAGUGAAUAAUACCAUUAAAACUUGUUGUGAACAUUUGUUGCUGACAGAACUGUCCAUAGUUCAAAGCUUAUCAGCGUAGAUAAUCAAUAGAUAACAAUUGCAAAAUGAGUUGGCUACGAUCAAAAUCCUACUCGUUAAAGGCAAGUAAAAUAUCCAGCAAUAUAGAAGAGAUGGAUACAAUUCUGCGGGGUAUAGUUGCGUCGGACCAUCCAGACUCGCUGAAGCAAGACCUCCUUGCAAAGGUUGCCAAGCAGGGCUCAAACCAGCCUUCCACCAUUGUGCAUAAUGUCCUGGACCUUACAGCCACCUGGUUUCUUGAGGGGGGGACCUCAAUGCAUCAUAAACAUGGACUCAAUAUCUACAAAUCUUGGGCAAAAUGCCACAUGACCAUAUUGGAGGAAUUUUUUACCAAGGACUAUUUGUUAGCUCUGUUAUCAAAGAAGUAUCACUCAGAUGAGACAGGAAGGGUUUUUGUUCUGAUUUUGCAUAGUAUGAGAAUCCUGCAGUCCAGCGCUCAGUCUUCAGAAUUGUUCAGAAAUCAUUGCACAAUUAUUGAGGCCAAGGCAACUGCAUAUGUACGGGAACACCCGUUUGUGGAAUGCCUUAUGCACUUUUCAGAUUUCCUCCUUGAAUUUAAAGAAUGCAUACCCAAGGGUGACAUUACACUUCAAUUCUGCACCCAUCUUGUAAGGUCCCUCAGUUUAUGUGGCCCGCCUGACAACCAAAACGAAAUUCUGAGUUACGUAAAAAAUGUGAACAUUGUUGCAAAUUUGAUGUCACACAUAUGGGAUAAUACAGAUUCGCAGAAUUUGCUUGGUUCGUUGCAAGAAAUUUUCAAAAUCAUUUCAAUGCCAUGUGACAUAGAACCUUCUCUGUGUCUUGGGUCCUUGGUACCCUAUAUUCCUACGAAAGUGAUUCCAAAGGUUGUUCAAAAUGUCAUUAUGGACUCCAGUAUUGACAACAACAGCAUGGUGACUGCCUUACAACGUAUAAUAGACUGGUUAUUGUGGCCGACAACACGUUUUGUGGACAAAUGGAUGAUAGAGUUCCUACAGCAGCUGGCAGCAGUCCAGAAGUAUACCAUCCUUAUCACAGUGACAGAAAAUAAAGUUGACCAGAUCUUCCAGAAGCUGCAGUUUGUUCCUGUACGUGAGCCUGGACUGAACAUAGUGUCCCACAUGCUUCUGAGCUUCCAACACUCUCCAGAACCUUUCCAUAAGAUUCUGCCUAUGGUUCCAAAGAUCAUCUCAGUGAUGCAGAAUGAUGCCUCUGAUCAGUCUCCGCCGCUGCUUGCAAGGCUUGCAGAGCUCCUUCAUGUGCUCAUGUACCUUCAUGCAGGCUUCCCAGAACUCUAUGACCCUGUGUAUGAUGUCAUCAAGGACUUUCCCAAGCCCUCACCAGACAUGAUCAAGUUCCGCCUGCUGGAGUCUAAGUGGACAGCUCACCGUGAUGGCUCCAGUCAGGCGCCCCGGUCCUAUCAGCCCAAGGCAGAGAUGGGCAAGACUGGGCUCUUCAACCUGGGCAACACCUGCUACAUGAACAGCAUUCUGCAAGCACUUUACAUGUGUGACAGUUUUCGUGAAGGUGUGUUACAGCACAUACCCACCCAGGAGCAAGGUCUCAUUGUGAAGCUACAGCAUGUGUUUGCUUUCCUCACACUCUCUCAGAGACCUUCUUAUGCCCCUGUGAACUUCCUGGCUGCCUCUCGGCCACCUUGGUUUAUGUCUGGUUUCCAGCAGGACUGCUCAGAGUUCCUGAAAUACCUUCUUGACCAGCUGCAUGAGCAGGAAACCAGGCAUCAGAAAAAUACCCAGAAUGCACUGGAUGUCCAGCCAAACAGCAGUGAUAGCUUGCAACAGAAUGGUGGGCAAGACUCCACUCUGAUAAAGGAUUACUUUGGCGGUAUGAUGACCUCAACUAUAAAGUGCUUAAACUGUGGACAGGAAUCAAGUAAGAAAGAGAUGUUUAUUGAUUUGCCGUUGGCAUUCCCAGAAUAUGGUUCAUCAGUGGGACAGAAGUCUUUGAUUGGAGGUAGCAGUAGUAAAUCCAAGGAACAGAUGCAAGCCCCAGUGUCUGAAUCCAGUACAACCACUGACGUGGAGGAACGCAACUGUCUCCACCUGAAUGACUUAUUGAAACAUUAUUUGAAACCAGAAAAACUGACUGGCGAUAACAAGUACCAUUGUGAAAAUUGUGGUGGUCUGCAGGAAGGGGAAAGAAGUUUGAAAAUUGUGGAAACACCCGAGUAUCUGAUUUUGACAUUGCUUAGAUUUUCUUACGAUACGAGAUUACAAUCACGCUCAAAAGUGUUUCGAGAAGUGAAAUAUCCAAAGACAUUGCUUGUACCUGUGAGUGACCACAGAUCUGAUACUAGUGAAGCCAAACAUGACAGAAGCGUGUCGUUUGGAUCAGAGAUUGCCAGCCGCCUUGAAACCUGUGGUGUGGUAAUGGGUUUAGACAAUGCAGAUGUCUAUUCCCUGUGUUCGGUGGUGAUCCAUUCUGGGACUUCCUCUGACUGUGGUCACUACUACUGCUAUGCCAGACAUUCAGAUCUCAGCUCUUCCUCGUUACCUGAAGCGACCGGCCAGACAACGAACGAGGAUGACAUUGAUUUUCUUGACGACAAAUGGUACCUGUUCAAUGACAGUAGAGUGUCGUAUGCAAGCUACAGUUCGUUUUGCAAUGUGAGUCAGCGGUUCACAAAGGACACAGCCUAUGUUCUUAUGUACCGCAAGGUGGAUGGGGACAAAUUGAAGGGGUCGACGACACGGCAUUCUGAUCAGUCCAUCCGCCUCAGUAAGACUGACACGCCCCUUAGGGAGGACCUGCGGGCAGCUGUCGUCAAGGACAACAAAUCAUACCUACAGGAGCAAGAGCUCAAUGCCUCCAAGAAAGUGAGUCGCAAGCGCCCAAAUGAUUUCCAAUGGUACAACUGGAAAGACGAUGAUGACAAGGGCGGACAGUUCGGUGGCGGAGGAAACUCGUUUGGGGACCUUGAUACCAGUGGUAGCAGAUUUGUCUUCUAGUCAACUUUGUACCUGUUGUUGGCAUGCUGUCAGGCAAUUUUUCAUUAUAUACAUUGUAGUGAUAUAGGCAACAACUUGAAACAGGGAUAUCAGAGAUACAAAGAGCACAUAUAGGAUGAUUCGUAGAAGGAUUCAGGGAGUAUAGGAAUGUGAUCAAGACUACUGCAGAGACUUCAUAACUUAAAAGUCAAUCUCCUAUGUGUCUGUCUGUAUUUCUUCCUAAGUGGAGUCGGGCAUAAACGGUGUCUGAGCGAAGAUAUCUAAGUUAUAGGGCAAAACUUUUAUUGUUAUGUGAUGUAUUUCAGUGUAAAAUGGUAGUACCGGUAUAAUAUUUGUACAGAAAUGUGAUAUGUGUUGGUGUUUACCCAUGCCUGCAUAAAAAUUGUGUUUGACAUAGUGAACAUUUUCUUGGUAUAAAACUUCAAAAGUGCAGUCCAAAAGUACUCUUUUACUUUGUAAAAGUGUAAAUAAAC